AGCGAACGUGUGUCACACAUGUGCCGCGCGGCAGACUGGACAGCUGGACAGACAAACGCUCGUUCGUUGCAUGCCGGCAGCGGCGAUUACGGCGUGGGCAAGGGAGAGUGCAUGUGAUGGAGUGGGGUACGUUUGGCGGAGGUAGUAGUAACCGCGCGAGCUUGGUCCGACCCCGCAGUAGGGCGGAACGGCAGCUGCUGGAGGACGAGGAUGUCGCCGCCGUCGCCGACCACAUGGACCAGGCGGACAGCGAGUUCGUCGCCAAGAUGUGCAUCGCCUCUGCCUUUCUUUCGUGCCUGUUGGCAUGGCUUGCCUGGUCUUUUUGGUGGGAUAGAAAUGGGCGAAAGCUGGCAGGUGGCCGCCGCGGGCCCCGGGUGCAACCCAGACCACCGUUACCGACGACGAGGUCUUUCGACUCUCUGUCAGAUAGCGCCAACUCUCCCAGCAAUGGGGUGGGGGUAGCGGAUGGAUGCCACAGGGGUGCACUCGCGACUGACAGAAGCCAGCCCCGCCAGCAGCAGCAGCGGGACGAGGGCCAAAAUCGGGGCCAGCGGCAAGACGGGAUAAACGAGUUUUACAACCCGUUGUGGGUGCAACGAGGAGCAUCCCGUUGUUGCGCCGAAGCAAUCGCAGCUGAUGGGCACCCUGUUUUCCAAGGUGAACCUGCGUCUCCCAAUGGGGGCAUUGAGUGGGACUCCCGUGCCGGGGCGGCUUCGACGUGCCCGAAGGCAGAUUCUUCGAAAGUUCCCGGGGCAGCUUUGCGUAAGAUGCAGCAGCAACAAGGGGCACCUUGCAACGACACCGUCAAGAAAAGGACAGACCCUCGCCUCAGCGCCGACGGGUUUAGCCCAGAAGGAGACCUGUGCAGGGACGACUGGUGGGAGGGAAAGAGACGGGGAGGAGACAGCGAUAGCCCUGAGAGAGAGGCGGAAUGGGUGUGAACCGGAGACACGAAGGAAGGGCAGGGCGAUAAGAGAUUAUGGCGAUUGUGUUCGUGGAGGGGAAUAGGUGCGCUACCUAAGAAGGUCUCCGGCUAGUCAUGCGAUCGCUGUUUUUGUAAAUAGCCGGCGUGCUCCUACUUGCUCUAUUUGGUGUAGUGCCGUGUACGAUACAAGUUUGCUCCGGUCCCGUAACAAAAAGGCUUUUGUAGUUCGGGGCUUGUCUGAGUUUUUUGAAGGAGUACGGGCGGACUUGUGUGUUGGGGCCUUCCGUGUUGUUCUGCUUAUUUUUGCGCUGCUUUCAGCGAGAACGUGGUUGAAGUUUUUUGCAUCGGGAACCGGAGACACGAAGGAAGGGCAGGGCGAUAAGAGAUUAUGGCGAUUGUGUUCGUGGAGGGGAAUAGGUGCGCUACCUAAGAAGGUCUCCGGCUAGUCAUGCGAUCGCUGUUUUUGUAAAUAGCCGGCGUGCUCCUACUUGCUCUAUUUGGUGUAGUGCCGUGUACGAUACAAGUUUGCUCCGGUCCCGUAACAAAAAGGCUUUUGUAGUUCGGGGCUUGUCUGAGUUUUUUGAAGGAGUACGGGCGGACUUGUGUGUUGGGGCCUUCCGUGUUGUUCUGCUUAUUUUUGCGCUGCUUUCAGCGAGAACGUGGUCGAAGUUUUUUGCAUCGGGACGCCUUCUAUCUGCGAUAUGAACAAGUGUUCAGUGGAUCGUUGGAGCCCGCAUGUCGAUGUUUUGCAGGCAUGACGUGCUGCUGCCGUUGUAUCGUAUCUGCAUGAUCCACGCCGUGCAGCCCGCUGCGCUGUGCGCCGGGAGCACUGUUGCGAGCAUUUUGGCCAGCAGUAGAGAUGUAUGCACCACCAGUGAUGUUAGAACCAGUUUGAUUGUGAAUGGAUUCCACGCGGACCGGUUUUGUUUUCAAACCCCUUGGGGGCUAGAUUGUAUUGGGGGAACGUUUCGUGUCACCCUCUUGUUGAAUCCUUAGUCCACACUCGUCGAGCUCUUGCAGCCUGUAUACCUUAUCGUGAGUCGCACUUGAGGACGAAGUCCGUCAUAAAAUACUUUCACGCUGCACUGGGGAUACCAUCCUGUCGCAGCAGUGCCUACGUUGCUUUCUCGUGUUCUUCGUGCGUAAUUCAAGUCCGCUACGCGUUUGAUCGGAUUUGAUCGAAGGGCGCCACGUUUGGGGUUUUGAUUGGUCGAGGCUCUUGCGCUGGCCGCCUGCACGUUUUGUUGCGCUGCCCGAACGAGAGGCUGUUACUGUGUUGGUGGUAGUAAGCUGCAUGUGUCACGGUGCAGAGACUUCUUUCGAAAACCAUUCGUCCGCGGCGGUGUUGCUCAGUUUGAUGGAAUCGUUUAAUAACAAGGGCUGCCGGGAACAACUCCUCUUGUCAGGAUUUCGUGUAAUUUUUGUUUUGUACGCCGCCAAGUGUUGCGGAUGAUGUUCGUUCUCGGUUGGAUUGGUCGUUUGGACGGACCGUUCUUAUUUUUGUUGUAGCUCCGAAGCUCUGUAGACAUCAAUAUGCAGCAUUGGGCUCCGCUUGAUGGUUUGCUCCUCUUGUCAGGAUUUCGUGAUGUUGUUUUCGCCGCAAAGUGUUGCGCAUUAUUUGUGUUCUCGGUUGGAUUGGUUGUUGGACUCUCACACGGUGUUCAUUGUAGCUCCAUACAGCAGCUCUGUGGACAUGGAUAUGCAGCAUGGGGGCCUCCUCGAUCGUUUUGCUCCGUUUGUCAGGAGUUCGUGUUGUUUUUUGCACCGCCAAGUGUUGCGGAUGAUUUUUUAUCUGGUUGAGUCGGAUCGGUCUUAUACGGUGUUUGUUGUAGCCCCAUAGCUCUGUAGACAUUGCAAGCAGCAUGGGCCCCCGCUUGAUCGUUUUGCCAGAAGCUCUGCGUCUCCUUGUAGGACAUGUCGUUUGCGGGAUCAGUGCGUGUAGAAACUGCUGUAUGUCUUCCCUGUUCAUCAAUUGUAUUACUUGGUUUUUCCGGCAGGUUUUUGCUAGGGAGUCGGCCGACAAGUCUACGGAAUUCGGUAUGUUUUUCCAAGUCGGUAUUUCGAUGUGCCAUUACAUAUUGUCAGUAUCUAAGCAUCCGCUGCUGUUCCCUACCUGGAGUCUUGCGACAGGCGUCACACGGGUGGUUGGACCACAUGCUACGUUGUCAGCGUGCAAAAACCCCUGCGCAAUCGGCACACGUACCAAUGGCU
Ectocarpus sp. CCAP 1310/34 is the source of this 3136-nucleotide messenger RNA. The record is from the annotation of a GenBank genome assembly. Lineage: Eukaryota; Phaeophyceae; Ectocarpales; Ectocarpaceae.